GGUCAUCCAGUGGAGUUUCUCAAUACUCAGGCCCUUGAAAAAUGCCAACUUAAGUCAACAAUCAGUGAACUACCAAACUUAUUAGAAUCUUCGGUGAGUGAUGAAGGGGAGAAUUGGAGCAUGGGGCAGAGGCAGCUCUUCUGCCUAGGAAGAGUGCUUUUGAAGAGGAACAAGAUCUUGGUUCUAGACGAGGCGACCGCCUCAAUUGACUCGAACACGGAUGCCAUUUUGCAGAGGAUCAUCAGGGAGGAGUUCUCCGACUGUACAGUGAUAACUGUGGCGCAUCGCGUUCCAACCGUGAUUGAUAGUGACAUGGUGUUGGUCUUGUCUUAUGGUACGCUUUCUUCGUCCAGUAUUAGGAGUCUUUCUUUUUCUCAACAUAAGUUUAAGAAGUGUGAAAUAUGA
Molecule: messenger RNA, 405 nt
Organism: Salvia hispanica
Lineage: Eukaryota; Viridiplantae; Streptophyta; Magnoliopsida; Lamiales; Lamiaceae
Source: RefSeq, a predicted model, not a curated record